AUGUCAUCCGUCAAACGCCUGGUGUUUGCCGUCGUCCAUUUCCUCCGGGAGCAGAGCCAGAUGGGCAGCUACACUUCCGACGAACAAGAGAGCUUGGAAGUUGCGAUUCAGUGCUUGGAGACGGUUUUCAAGAUCAGCCCAGAAGACAGUGACCUGGCAGUGGGCCAGCCCCUGAUGGAAAUGUUCACCAACUCGUUCUGCAAGAAUGACAUUCUGCCCCUCUCCAACUCUCUGCCAGAAGAUGUGGAAAAAGCUGACCAGCUGAAGGAUGAAGGAAAUAACCACAUGAAGGAAGAGAAUUACGGGGCGGCGGUGGACUGUUACACCCAGGCCAUCGAGCUGGACCCAAAGAACGCGGUUUACUACUGCAAUCGGGCUGCAGCUCAGAGUAAGCUGAACCGCUACACGGAAGCCAUCAAGGACUGCGAGAGAGCGAUAGCAAUAGACGCAAAGUACAGCAAGGCCUACGGGAGAAUGGGGCUGGCCUUGACCGCCAUGAACAAGUACGAGGAGGCCAUCGCCAGUUACCAAAAAGCCCUGGCUCUCGACCCGGAAAACGACUCCUACAAGUCGAACUUGAAAAUCGCCGAGCAGAAACUGAGGGAGGUGUCGAGCCCUACAGGAACAGGACUGAGCUUUGACAUGGCCAGCUUGAUCAACAACCCGGCGUUCAUCAGCAUGGCGGCAAGUUUGGUGCAGAAUCCUCAAGUGCAGCAGCUGAUGUCCGGGAUGAUGACCAACGCUAUCGGGGGUCCGGCUGCCGGCGUCGGGGGCCUGACGGAUCUGUCCAGCCUCAUCCAAGCGGGGCAGCAAUUUGCCCAGCAGAUCCAGCAGCAGAACCCCGAGCUCAUAGAGCAGCUGCGUAACCACGUCCGAAGCCGAUCGUUCAGCGGCAGCGCGGCCGAGCACUCCUGAUCCGUUCCCCCUCCUCCUCCUCCUCCUCCUCCUCCUCUCCCCCGUCCUCUCCCUUACCCCCCCCCCCCCGACCCCCUCCCCCGGAGCCCCCGCCGCGGACGGUCGCCAGCCCCACCGUGCUCCCUUUGGCGGCGAAGAGAACCAAGAAUCGGUCCCGAGCACGUGUGUCAGCGCCGCGGCUGGGGCCGGGGAAGGAGCCCGGCAUGCGUUCGUUCGGUCCGAUCGGUCCGUUAGAAAAUCGAGUCGCCCCCUCCCCGUGUCUGUGCAGUGCAGUGUCGCCACCGCUGUAGAGGACGUGAGCCCGCCCCCACCACCAUCCAAGCUCCAGCCCCCGCUCCGGGUCGUAGUGGACGUCAGGCCUCAGCCUCUCCCCUUCUACUAAAGCCGGGCCGGGGCUCUGUUCCCGUCAUAGUGGGAGUCUCUGAUUUCUGAGCCUCCCCGCACCCCAGGUAAACGAGCGUCGAUCCUCCGGUCUCCUGGCCGUCAUCACCCCGGGCCAUCGAGGGAGGGAGGGGUGGCUGAGAAAGAGAAGUUGGCGGGAGAAAGCUGAACGGGAGGAAGGAGGGGAGGUAGAGGCCAGGAAGAAGGGCCGAGGGGGUCGGUCCCCCCGACCCCACGUCGUAGCGUAGAGGGCUGCUGGGCCACGGAAUUAAGGGAGUCCACACAGCCCCCUCGACGAGCGGCAGACACCCGGCCGGGGCGGCCCGCCUUCGAACCGAACCGAAAGCGAGUUGUCACGGCCAAGUCAAUCAACCCUCGCUCGGUUAAGGAUUUCCCAAGUGCGUUUCAUUCGGCUCCGAUCGGGAUCGAUUUUUUGAGCUCACGGUGGAUUUGAAACAAUUUUAGGGGUAGCUGUCCCGCCCCGAUGUCAGAGUCCGUGUCUCCUCUUCUUCGGCCCGAUCUCCCGGAGACCAAGGUUUCCACUGAGGGUUGGGUGGGGAAGGGGGCAGGAAAUGAGGGGAGUAGAAGGGUUGGAGGGGCCGGAGGGGUAGUUUCGCUCCAAGAAGCAGCCUCGCUCGGCGGACGGGGGCCCAGUUGGGGUUCACGUCCCAGUGCCGACUGCCCUCCGGGGCCUCGGGACGGAUGGGCAACCGGGGAAGAGGACAAAGCACUUUAGAGAGCAAGUUCUAGAGCAAAGCCUGGGACAACUUCCCCACCCGGGACCUCAGACUCUCCGCUUUCAGCAGGGGAAAAGACUGACGGCGGAGAAGGAGAGACAAGCCAGAGAUCCAGUAGUUUCUAGGCGGGAAAGAGAGGGAGGCGGUCCUUGUCCGCGUCACGCGGGGACAAUCUGGAGCUGGAUGAACGCUCAGGGCAUUUUGCAGACAGGAACCCCGACCCCUUCCUAACUCAGUGGCUUUGGGUCUCCCGUCCCGACUAUGACCCCUCUCGCGGCCUCCCCCUUGCCCCGGGUGACUGAGCCCUUCCCCGACGGCAAGUCCCUGGGGGAGAAGCGAGAGGCCGGGGCUUGAUCCUGCUGAAAAAUGUCCGGUAAGAGUAUACCAAAAUACCGAAUUAGAAGUGAUUACCCUUCAGACGUAUCAAAAAGCCAUGAAACGAACCCCGACCCACUUCGUCUCCCCCACUGCCGCUAAUAAUCAUUCAAUCCUAUUCCAGCGCUAACCGGUCAAACCCCGAGACCCGUUGCCCGCCCGUCUUCAGCCACGUUCCCCGUCACACGUUUUUCACUCAUCUCUCUGCAAAGAUGUUUCCGCUUUCCAACGACUUAGUGAUGCGGGAUCAAGACGGGCGGACGGGUCAGGUCCGUGAAACCCGGCGGCUCCGGGACGCGAGGUGCGGCCGUGCUUUUUGUAACCAUUUUGAUCUGUACCAAAUUUCUCAUCUGCAGCGUGUACGGGGAGAACGCCCCUCGUUUCUCACGCUGCUGUUUUUACAGCAUUUGGCUCUGGCCAGAGGGGUGUGAAGGUCCCCGCCUUUCACGAGUGAACAGAUGAUGCUUUCUAGUCACCCCAAAACCACACAAAGGUAGCAGUUCCACCCUUGUCCCCCCAAGCUCACUAAAUGAAAUUAGGGAAAAGACAGAAGGAUCACACAAUAGCAAACGUAUGUGAUUGGUGUACAAGUGGACGAAAAAAACUGCCUCUACAGCGGCUAAACAGUUGUGCUUGGUCAUUAUUUCACUUAAUCGUUCUGGAUGAGGAAAGCCCGACUUUCUGGUUUUACACUAACUGCACUUUAUUUUGCACUACGAGAACAUUUCAUACCGGUGGUUCCAGUUAGCGGAAAGCCACUCUUUCAAGUAAAUAUCGCUCUCAUUUUAGACGCCAGUUUCUCACGGAAAGUAAUAAACAAGUAUGCGUUGAAGGCUU
Molecule: messenger RNA, 3245 nt
Organism: Tachyglossus aculeatus (Australian echidna)
Lineage: Eukaryota; Metazoa; Chordata; Mammalia; Monotremata; Tachyglossidae
Gene: SGTB
Product: small glutamine rich tetratricopeptide repeat containing beta
Exons: 10
Coding region: 1-915 (304 amino acids)
Biological process (GO): post-translational protein targeting to endoplasmic reticulum membrane
Cellular component (GO): membrane; TRC complex
Molecular function (GO): molecular adaptor activity; protein binding
Source: RefSeq, a predicted model, not a curated record